Thlaspi arvense is the source of this 423-nucleotide messenger RNA. The record is from the annotation of a GenBank genome assembly. Lineage: Eukaryota; Viridiplantae; Streptophyta; Magnoliopsida; Brassicales; Brassicaceae.
AUGGAGAAAACAAACACAAAGACCGUUGAAAAUGUUGAGACUGUUGAUGUUUAUACAGCAAAAGGUUUGCUUACAGUUAGUCAUCGAUAUCUUGAUGUUAGGACAAAUGAAGAAUUCGGGAAGAGUCACUUUGAGGAUGCCUUGAACAUUCCUUAUAUGUUCAAAACAGCUGAAGGUAGGAUUAUAAAUCCUGAUUUCCUUACUCAAGUGGCAUCUGUUUGCAAGAAAGACGACCAUCUGAUCGUGGCUUGUAACUCUGGAGGAAGAGCAACUCUUGCUUGUGUUGAUCUUCUCAAUGAGGGGUACGAGCAUGUGGCUAACAUGGAGGGAGGCUACUCCGCUUGGGUUGACGCUGGAUUCGCCGGCGAUAAACCUCCGGAGGAGCUCAAGACUGCUUGCAAAUUCCGCCCAAAGGACAACUAA